AUGACUGAGUCACAAAAUUUAAUUUCAUUAAUAUCUAAAUUAGAAGAUAAGAUUGCAAAACAAAAAUUAGACAUUCAACAAUUAAUAGAUAACAUUCCAGAUGAAAAUGAAGAUACGUUUCAACAGGAAUUAAAUGCUCUGAAAACUAAACUUAACAGUGAAUUACAAAAAGAACUAAGAAAUAUUAAACAACAAAUACAAAACAUAGAUGAUAGCGAAAUCAAAACCUAUAUUCAACAACAAAUACAGAACAUUGAUGAUAAUGUUAUUCAACAACAGAUAACCACUAUUAAUAACCUAGUUUUAAAACAGGAUAAAAAUAUAGUCGCAUUAGAAAAAAAGUAUCUCAAGAAAGAAUCAUAUUAUUUCAAUCUUCCAUUUAGAGGUUUGGGACGGAAGUAUCCUUCUAUUACUGAUAAUAUUGAUAAAUCAAAAGACUAUGAAUAUAAAAAAUAUGGAUUUACAGCAAAUAUAAGAGUAUAUUCUGUUCCAGAUGAUAAAUAUAACACUCAAAAAGUUCUUCAGUUUAUCAAUGGUACAAAAAAUGUAGAAAUUAAAGAAUUUGAAAUUAACGACGAAAACAACAAGGUUAAUCACUCAAAUGAAAUUAAAACGAGUGGAAAAUAUAUAGAUACGUUUAGAAUGUUAAUCAUACCAGAUAAUAAAGAAGCUAAACUUUUAUUGAGUCAUUUUGAUAUGAUAUUGGAGACGGAAAGUCCACCAUCAGUAAGUAUUAUUAGAAAUCCAGAAGAUGUAAGCAGUUAUCAGUUUUUACGAGCAACAGACUUUGAAUACGUAAAACUAUAUUUUGUUAAUAAUGAUAUAUUUACCUCAAUUGAUAUUCAUAAAAGUCAACAAAGACAAAAAUUUUUGAUACUACCAAUAAGACAUCGUGAGUUUCAUGUUAGAAUAUCAAUCUCUAUUGAAAAAACAAAAUUUUCAGUUCGUCUGAAUAAGAUUAAUGAUUCGAAAGAACAAAUGUCGUUAGUAUCAGUAAAAGUUUUUAUUCAAUUUGCCUCUAAACAAGAAACAGCUUUAUCAGAAGUUCACUUAAUUUAA
Lottia gigantea (owl limpet) is the source of this 1059-nucleotide messenger RNA. RefSeq lists its product as hypothetical. The record is from RefSeq and is a predicted model, not a curated record. The transcript is spliced from 2 exons. NCBI's taxonomy places the organism in Eukaryota, Metazoa, Mollusca, Gastropoda, Lottiidae. The coding region runs from base 1 to 1059 and encodes 352 amino acids.